Molecule: messenger RNA, 1866 nt
Organism: Lachancea meyersii CBS 8951
Lineage: Eukaryota; Fungi; Ascomycota; Saccharomycetes; Saccharomycetales; Saccharomycetaceae
Source: the annotation of a GenBank genome assembly
AUGGCGAAAUACGACGUGGACGGUGCAGAUGUGCUCAUAUUGAGGGACAAACUGGACAAAGUGUCGCGAAUUUCGCUUAGAAUUAAUAAAUCGCUGAAGAGCAUCGGUAGGACAACCGUUCAAUCGAAUGAACUAUUUACUCCGAUCAUGCAAUCCAAUUUAAGACUGGGGAUCCUGCAGAAAAAUAUUGAAAGUAGUCUGGAUGCUAUUUCCUCUAUAAAAGACCUGGCCAAUGAUGCUUUUAAGCACGAACUUGUUUUAUCGCAAAGCAUUGAAAAAGUGGGACUGAGACCUUACAUCAAGGCAAUUCUCAAGCUGCGAAAUAUACAAGAUAGCAUGGAUUACCAGAAACAAAACUCCCCGGAAUCUCAAGAGUUUCAAGGUGUCCGAACUCAUUUAUCAAAGGUUGUUGACUCUAGCGAGAACGAGCUGCGCAAUUAUUUCUCCUCCAUUUUGCGCAAGAUUGAGCCCUUCGACCCACAAAUCAUGCUGAACAAAAAAGUACCGUUUCCUUAUUACGCAGAUGGGGAUCUUGGCGAGCUCAGUAACAUAGUGAGCUACUUUGGUGCCAGAGACUCAUUUUCUUUGACCACCGUUGUUACCAACAAUCGUUGCCAGUUGAUUCUCAAAAGCUUGGCGUUUCUUGAACCUUUUUCAAAAGAGAUUACAAGCAAUCCAAACGUUCCCUACCGGAAAGGCAGCAGCGGCUUUCUAAACUACAGUGAAGCUAUACUUGGAUUCAUUGCCAAUGAGUCCAGCUUUACGGAGGACCUCUAUAGUCAAAGCCCAAAUGCGAAAAAUGAAGUCUUCGUGAAAAUAAUGUCUCCAGUUGUGGAAAACUACGUCAAGCUUGUAAGAAUCAAUUUAAAUUCGAUCAAAGCAAAUUUGUCAAACGUAGGACUGUUUACUUUUGAGCUGGCUGAUUGCAUUACAAAUGUUCUCAAGCUGCUCAAAAACAGCCCAUUGGCGGAAAACAAGGCAUUGACACAGUGCCGCCAGGAAACAACGUCAUUAUUGCAUUCAUUGUUCAGAGAUUUAAUAACCUACAUCGAUGGUAAAGCUGCGCAACUCUCGCAACUACCAAGUGAUAAUGGUGUGAUCGAGUCAACGAUAGAUGUAAUGUCUCGACUGCGCAAAUUCAGUGAAUACAGGUUGGGAUGCGUGAGCUGCGUAUCUGGUAUGAGACGGGAUGACUGGCUGCCCAAAAAUUACAACGAAAAAGAAUACACUCUUCAAGAACGUCAUGUUUUAAAUCAACCAAACGACCUGCUGUCGUGUUUUUUCAGCGAUUGUAUUGAUUGUUUGGUUGUAUCAUUGGACAGACGUGCUCAGCAAAUUCUCAUGCCUAAUCAAGAACCAGAUACGGCAAAUCCAAACAGUGCACGUAACACCCAUAAGCAGCGCAUUGGAUUUUUCCUCAUCACUAACAUUACACUUAUAGAGCAAAUUGUGCUGAGGUCAGAAUUAACCUCGAUCUUAGGCGAGCAAGGAAGCACCCGCCUGGAAAAACUCAAAAAGCGGUAUGUUGGUUACUUCAUCUCGGACUGGAGGACUCUCACGUCAAACUUGCUUGACGCAGUCUUCGUAGAUAGCUCUGGCAAAGUGUCCUCUAAGGAUAAAGAUCAAAUCAAGGAAAAGUUUAAGAAAUUUAACGAUGGGUUCGAAGAGCUGGCAUCAGAUUUCAAACAUUUCAAGAUUUCCGACCCAACAAUGAAGAAGCUCUUGAAAAGUGAAGUGAACUCUUUGGUUUUACCUUUAUACGAGAGAUUUCACGGACGUUACAAAGACUCUUUCAAAAAUCCGAGAAAGCACAUCAAGUAUACACCCACGGAGCUGGCAUCUGUGCUCAAUUCAUUAGAUAGGUGA